Candoia aspera is the source of this 3357-nucleotide messenger RNA. It is a transcript of the gene ALDH5A1, whose product is annotated as aldehyde dehydrogenase 5 family member A1. The record is from RefSeq and is a predicted model, not a curated record. Gene Ontology annotation, biological process: GABA catabolic process. The transcript is spliced from 10 exons. Gene Ontology annotation, molecular function: succinate-semialdehyde dehydrogenase (NAD+) activity. The coding region runs from base 45 to 1652 and encodes 535 amino acids. Lineage: Eukaryota; Metazoa; Chordata; Lepidosauria; Squamata; Candoiidae. Gene Ontology annotation, cellular component: mitochondrion.
ACUCGCCCGCCCCGCGCUCCACCCUCCGUCCCGGGGGAAGGGCUAUGGCGGCUCGGGGAUUGUGGCAGCAUUUCCGAGGGCUGCUGGUCCAUCGCUUCUACUGCAGCCCCCGGCUCCUGCUGCAGGCGCCACAGGCGAGGCCGAAUAUGGCGAGCCAGUCCCCGAGCCGGCUGAGCAGUACAGGCCGCGGGGUCGCAAUGGGGGCUGGUUCGCUGGCGCGCUCCGGAGGUUUCGUGGGAGGCCGCUGGCUCCAGGCGGCAGUCACUUUCCCCGUGCGGGACCCGGCCAGCGGGGCGGAACUGAUCCAGGUAGCGGACUGUGGCGUAGCGGAGGCUGAGGCCGCGGUGAAGGCCGCCUACGAAGCCGGCGCUGCUUGGAGCGGAGUCUCUGCCAAGGAUAGAGCGGUUUUGCUUCGUAAAUGGUAUGAUUUGUUGAUAGAAAAUAAAGAUGAACUUGCAAGGAUCAUUACAGCAGAGAAUGGGAAACCACUGAAGGAAGCACAAGGUGAAGUCCUGUAUGCUGCUUCCUUCUUAGAAUGGUUUGCUGAAGAAGCUCGGCGCAUUUAUGGUGAUAUUAUUCCACCUUCAGCAAAAAACAGGAGAAUCCUUGUGUUGAAGCAGCCUGUGGGAGUUGCUGCCAUCAUUACUCCUUGGAAUUUUCCAAGUGCCAUGAUUACCCGGAAAGUGGGUGCUGCUUUGGCAGCUGGCUGCACCGUAGUAGUGAAGCCAGCCGAAGAUACACCUUUAUCCGCCUUAGCACUUGCCGAGCUUGCAAAUCAGGCUGGAAUUCCUGCAGGAGUAUAUAACGUUAUUCCAUGUUCCAGACAACAGGCAGCAGCAGUUGGAGAGGUGCUUUGUACUCAUCCCUUGGUAGCCAAAAUCUCAUUCACUGGCUCAACAGCUACAGGAAAGAUAUUGCUACGCCAUGCUGCUGGCACAGUGAAGCGCGUUUCCAUGGAGCUUGGAGGACAUGCUCCGUUCAUAGUGUUCGACAGUGCUGAUGUAGAUAAAGCGGUUGCUGGAGCUUUAAUUUCUAAAUACAGAAAUUCAGGGCAGACUUGUGUAUGUACAAACCGCUUCUUGGUGCAAAAAGGGAUCCAUGAUGUAUUUGUGAAGAAGUUUGCCCAAGCCAUUGAGAGAGAACUACGUAUUGGCCAUGGAUUCGAUGAAGGGACUACCCAGGGGCCAUUAAUUAAUGAAAGAGCUGUGGAAAAGGUUGAAAGACACAUUGAUGAUGCUGUGUCCCAAGGAGCAUCCAUAGUUACUGGAGGGAAAAGGCACAGUUAUGGGAAAAAUUUCUUUGAGCCAACUCUACUUAGCAAUGUGUCAACAAGUAUGUUAUGUACACAAGAGGAGACUUUUGGGCCUUUGGCUCCAGUUAUCAAAUUUGAUACAGAGGAAGAAGCACUUGCCAUUGCAAAUUCAGCCAAUGUGGGUUUAGCAGGUUAUUUCUAUUCUCAAGACCCAGCCCAGAUUUGGAGAGUUGCUGAGCAGCUGGAAGUUGGAAUGGUUGGUGUUAAUGAAGGAAUUCUGUCUUCUGUGGAGUGCCCAUUCGGUGGGGUAAAACAAUCAGGGCUAGGAAGAGAAGGUUCUAAGUAUGGUGUUGAUGAGUAUUUAGAAAUAAAGUAUGUUUGUUUUGGAGGUUUACAGUAGCCAUUUUUAGGACUCUAGCCAAAAUAGAGCUAUAGUUUUGGCCAUUCGUAGACUUUGUUUAGCAAGCUAACUUGGAUUUUUUUUUUCAUAAAAUGUGAUCAGGUUUACAGUAUAUGUAGAGAUAUCUGUACUUCCAAUUAUGUCAAUAUAUAUAAAACAGUUAUUCAUAAGUAAAUUGUGGUUGCAAAUGUUUAUAUUAUCUAUCUUGGUCAUAAUGCAGAAGCAAUCAUAUUUGCUGUUGACAUACAGAAGAAUUCAAAAAUCUUUAUUAACAUUUUUGGAGCAGGCAGAGCAGCUUCUCUACCCAUUUCUUCUCACAUGUGGAGGGUUAUAAAAGUGAUGGAAUCUUGAAUAUUUGUGCCAAAUUUUGAAUUUUACUUCUAAUAUAUUUUUUUCUAAUUAAUUGGGGAAAAAUCCAAUUUUCAUGGUGGUUCUUCAGCUGUUUUCUGAAAUAUAGGUGCCCUUGUAGAUACAUAUUGAUCCCUAAUAUCCUCCUAUUAGUCAAUAGGACUAGGCUUAUUUAAGAAGAGAUUGGCAAUUUGUAUCCUGUAGUUAAGCUUUGCAAUAGCCCAAACUGAUGGGCAGUAAUCAUUUCUGCCAAUAUGUAAUGUAUGCAGUCUUCAGAGACUCUUGAUUUGGCAGAAAAAUGGAAUCCUUACAGAUUUUAUGAGGCAGUGUAACAAAGACAAGUUAUAAUGAUAAAUACUAAUGCAUAAUAGAUUCAUUCAGACCUGCUUGCGACCAGUAGCUGCAUAAACUAGUUAGAUUUCAUUGAUCUAUGUUCAUGAGCUCAUUUUUUAAAAAAAAACCAUAUUGAUCCAUGGGACUGCUAUAAACUUGUCAGUGCUCUAUGGAUGAAUCAUUUGAUACCUGCAGAAUUAACUUAGUCUAACUGGGUGAUUCAUCAUCCUCUUUUGUAAUAAAAAAUAAACUGAUUAUUUUUUAAAUAGGAUGGAAAAAUUAGCAUGGCACUGACAUUGCUGCAUUAAAUUGAACAUGCACUUUGUUAAAACUGCAUUUGAAUUUUUGUAUUUUUAUUCCAUGCUCUUUGGGGAGGUAGUUAAAAGUGUUUGUCCUUGGACUGCAAACCCCUCUGCCAUAUAGACCGCUCCUGAGAGUCAUCAAGAGGCUUCAGAAGUGGUCUGCAUUGUUUCCUGAACAGCACAAAGUCAAAACCUUCUUUGAUUAUAGAGAGUACUUGUUUUAAAUUAACUUUCACUACCGCAUGUGUUAUUUUUUUCUUUAAAGUACUAGAAAAAUUCAGAUUGUGGCCGUUCCAAAAAGCACCACUUGUAACAUUGUUAUUCUUUUAUUAAAAAAAAAAAAGUAGAAGCCAAAUAUGCUUGACUUGUGUGUUAGCAAGAAGAGUAUUUCAUUCAUAAAUUAUUGUGCCAUUUAGGAUAUGGAAGACAUUUCAAAAUGUUUCAUACAGCACAAAUGAAUACUUUAAUGAUCUAUUACAUAUUUUAAUUUCAAAGAAAUGUCUCAAAGGUUGGAUCAGUUUGGUAAUGUAUCUAAAUUUUGUUUGUAUGUUUACUAUUUUUUUAAAAAAAAUCACAGUAUAUGUUUACAUUCAUAUAAGGGGAUACUUGAAUUAAGUGUUUUAUUACUUUACUUUUUUCCUAGAUUUUUUGUUUACCAGAUACGGAUGUUAACAAAGAAUUACUAAUGUAAUAAAAGUUGGACAUUCACAUUUACUGUCAAA